This is a messenger RNA of Alligator mississippiensis (American alligator), 1929 nucleotides long. It is a transcript of the gene GNL3L, whose product is annotated as G protein nucleolar 3 like. The record is from RefSeq and is a predicted model, not a curated record. Gene Ontology annotation, molecular function: GTP binding. NCBI's taxonomy places the organism in Eukaryota, Metazoa, Chordata, Crocodylia, Alligatoridae. Bases 154 to 1767 code for a protein of 537 amino acids. Gene Ontology annotation, cellular component: nucleolus. The transcript has 17 exons.
CAUUCAGAUAGAGAAAGCAGCCCGGAAGUGGUGUGUCAUAGGAAAGUCACGUGGGUAGUAGCUGAGCUGCAAGGGGCAAGGGGACAGCAGGGGCUGACCUGGAGUGACAAAGACUGCACCCAGCUGAGACAACACAGGACCAGUAACACCACCAUGACCUGGCCCAAGCGGAGAACAGCAAGGACCCAGCCUACUGCUGCCAAGAAGAAGGACACAAAGGCUCAUGGGAAAAAGGAUCCAGGUGUCCCCCAGUUCUCCUGCUUCAAGGAGCAGGCUAAGAGGGAGGCAGAGCUGAGAAGAAACAGGGCAGAGGAGGUCUGGGAGCGGCAGCGCCAGGCACGGGAGCAGGAGACCCAGCGGCACCGGAGCCUGGAGGCCCUUCAGAAUGAUGCCCUCCGGCGCCAGAGAAACUUUGAGCACCAGGAGGUCAGACAGCUCACACUGGAGGGGCCUGAGUACACUGAGAAGGAUGCCUCCCUCAAGGCAUACUACCGGGAGUUUCGGAAGGUGGUGGAGGCAGCAGAUGUCAUCCUGGAGGUGCUGGAUGCUCGAGACCCCCUGGGCUGCCGCUGCUCCCUGGUGGAGGAGACAGUGCUACAGGCUGGAGCCAUGAAGCGCCUUGUUCUUGUGCUCAACAAGAUUGACCUGGUGCCCAGGGAGGUGGUGGCUAAGUGGCUACAGUACCUGCGCAACGAGUUCCCCACUGUCGCCUUCAAGGCUUGCACCCAGCAGCAGAGCAGGAACUUGCAGCAGAGCCGGGUGCCGGUGGCCAAGGCCUCAGUAGAGCUGCUGGCCAGCGGGGGCUGUGUGGGAGCUGACUGCCUCCUCCACAUGCUGGGGGGCUACGGCCGCAGCCAGGGUCUUGCAGCCACCAUCACCGUGGGCGUUGUGGGCUUCCCCAAUGUAGGCAAGAGCAGCCUUAUCAACAGCCUGAAGCGGGGCCGGGCCUGCAGCGUGGGGGCCACCCCUGGUAUCACCAAGUGCCUACAGAUGGUGCAGCUAGACAAGCACGUGAGGCUACUAGACUGUCCAGGGCUGGUGCUUGCUGGGGCUGGGACAGGAUCUGUGUUGCGCCAUUGCCUCCCCCUCGAGCGUCUCCAAGACCCUGUGACCCCUGUGAUGGCCAUCUUGCGGCGCUGUGCCAAGGAGCAGAUAAUGGAGCACUAUGGGGUCCCCACCUAUCAUGACACCAUGGAGUUUCUGGCCCACCUGGCCCGGCGGCAGGGGAAACUGAGGAAGGGUGGGCUACCUGAUCAUGAGAAGGCUGCCAGAGCUGUGCUAAGUGACUGGACAAGUGGGAAGAUCAGCUACUUCACACACCCCCCGGAGACCCAUAUGCUGCCCACCCACAUCAGUGCUGAGAUAGUUACAGAGAUGGGAAAGGCCUUUGACUUUGAGGCACUGGAGCAGGGCAAUGAGGAGGCACUGGCUACUCUCCCCUUGGCUCCUGGGGGCAUUGGCCUGGCCCCAGAGACCACCAUGGAAAUGGAGAAGGAAGAGGAAGGAGAGCCAAAAUGUAUGGAGGAAUACCAGGAGCUGAAGCUCUGCCCCAUGACUGUGGAGCUGCAAGCCAAAGUGAAGGCACGAGUGACAGCUGCCAGCCCUAGGCCCCAUGGCCCCAGCCUGCCUGACAUUGCUGCCCUCGACCCCCUCUUCCAGGGGCAGGGUCUCUGCGCAGCCAGCAGGAGGCGUAAGCAGCAGCAGAAGAGAGCAGAGAAAAUUGCUACCAGGCUCUCCACCACCCUCACAGCCGCCAUGGACUUCUGAAUGGAUGAGGGAAGGAAGUUGCAUUCCCUGUCUCCCACCACAAGAGCUGGACUGGGGACAUGAGCCCCCACUGCAGGAGCAGGAGGGUGCAAUAGCGUUAUCCCAAUGAGCUUUGCUAAGAAGGUUUUUAUUCAUUAAAACUGUUAGACUUGCAUCAAAGAA